Dictyostelium purpureum is the source of this 843-nucleotide messenger RNA. RefSeq lists its product as uncharacterized. The coding region runs from base 1 to 843 and encodes 280 amino acids. The record is from RefSeq and is a predicted model, not a curated record. The transcript has a single exon. Lineage: Eukaryota; Evosea; Eumycetozoa; Dictyosteliales; Dictyosteliaceae.
AUGACUCCAUAUGACUACCAAACUCAGCCAUUUGCGAAGGUUCUGGAUCUACUUUUAAGAGCACUAGGUGACACCAAGGGAACUGUAUAUAAACUGGAUCAAAAGUUUGAUAUUCAAACUUAUGCACAGGUUAUGGUUACUUAUGUUGAAAAUAGAAAACCCAGUCGUGUACUUUCAAUAUUAAAUCUAUUCAAGUCCAAAAGUAUAGAUUUUUCAAAGUAUUAUUUUUCAAAAAUAUCCUUUAAAUUCCUUCAUUGGUUUGUCGCACAGGCAGAGAACAUUAAAUUAGAAAUCCCACCAAAAAUUAGAGUCACAUCACAAAUUGAUAAAGGCAAAUCAACAGAAUUUACAAUCUAUUCAGAUCAAUUGCUAUACUCAUAUAUAUUCAAUGAGCGAUAUGAAGAUGCCAUCAAAUACCUCUGCAAAAACUCAAAUUAUUUUUCAGACUAUUCAAGAGAAACCCCAUUUAUACAUUGUUUUUUUAAAAAAGUUUUGGAAUACUAUUUAAAGAUAAAAAAAGAAAGUCCAGAUUCAAUUUUAGAGCACCACAGCCAAGCCCAAAUCCUAAAAAGUUAUAUUACAGGGUUUUUAAUACGUUCAUCAAUAAUCGGGGAUUUUAAAAUAUUUAAAGAAUUAAAUUUUGAUGACCUAAUCUACGGUGUCAACCCAGUUUUAUCAUCAUCAACCCUAACCACCAUUUUAUUUAAUGCUUUAAACUCCAAUAUGGAUAUAAUGGGGCAUAUCUUAAAAUAUACUUCAUACCCGCUCAAAAAAGACGAUUUUAAAAUAAUGUUAAAGGAAGACUCAUUAGCUUUUAAAAAACUUCAACGAUUAUUUAAAUAA